Messenger RNA from Chenopodium quinoa (quinoa), 1929 nucleotides. RefSeq names its product peroxidase 56-like. Gene Ontology annotation, cellular component: plant-type cell wall; plasmodesma. Lineage: Eukaryota; Viridiplantae; Streptophyta; Magnoliopsida; Caryophyllales; Amaranthaceae. The record is from RefSeq and is a predicted model, not a curated record. Gene Ontology annotation, molecular function: peroxidase activity; heme binding. The transcript has 4 exons. Gene Ontology annotation, biological process: response to oxidative stress; hydrogen peroxide catabolic process. Bases 45 to 1046 code for a protein of 333 amino acids.
GCAACUCUAACUAGCCCAUACUUGAUCAAUUAAGAGAUCGAUUGAUGGCUACUCCUAAGGUUAUGAUUUUAUUAGCUCUUCUUCUUCUUCCUCUUGUUGCCUCGAAUCCUGCUUAUGACAAAUCCGGCCUAUCGGUGGGGUACUAUGGGUAUUCAUGUCCUCAAGCCGAGUCCAUUGCAUUGAAUGUCAUCAAAGAAUCCCUUUAUGUUGAUCCUACUCUUGCUGGCCCCUUGUUGAGAAUGUUCUUUCAUGAUUGUUUUGUUAGGGGUUGUGAUGCUUCAAUCCUGCUAGAUUCUCCUACAAAACAAGGUGAGAAAGAUGCAAUUCCAAAUCUAACACUUCGAGGAUAUGAAAUCAUAGAUAAAGUCAAGAGUGCAUUGGAAAUGCAUUGCCCAGGGACUGUCUCAUGUGCUGAUAUAUUAGCCAUAGUAUCGAGGGAUGUCGUGGUUGAGACCGGAGGAGCGUACUGGGAUGUUGAGUUAGGAAGGCGAGAUGGUUUUGUUACUUCGCUUACUGAAGCUCUAACUAGUUUGCCACCACCAUUUUUCAACAUUACCUCUUUGAUAAAUAGUUUCAUCCAAAAAGGACUAAGUGUAAAGGAUCUUGUAGUUUUAUCAGGAGCACACACUUUAGGCGUAUCUCAUUGUUCUUCGUUCAAAAACCGUCUCUACAACUUCAACGGAGGAGGUGACAACUCUUUCGAUCCAACCAUGGAUCCCAAAUAUGUCCCUGCAUUAAGGAAGAAAUGCACCAAAAAUGGUGCUGACGUGAUCGUGGAAAUGGAUCCCAGAAGUUCCAAAAAAUUCGAUAAUGAUUACUUCAAGCAAGUGUCUAAUAACAGAGGAUUGUUUCAAUCAGAUGCUGCAUUACUCGACAAUUACGAUACUAAAUAUUAUGUUGAAGCUCACAAGAACGGUAGAAACGAAGAAAAGAAAUUCUUCGAAGACUUUGGUGUAUCCAUGGUAGGAAUGGGUAGAAUUGAAGUUCUUACUGGUAAUGCUGGUCAAGUAAGGAAAGUUUGCUCAAAGAUUAAUUACGAGUACUGAUUAAAUGUACGUACGUACGUGACAUUUCGUCGUGGUCCAAAAUUCUCCUCAUAUUAAUUGAUUUGUUCAUUUGGUUAUACAAAUUAUUGCAUUAUGAAUAAAUAAGAAGAUUCGUAAAGUGUAUGUUUGUGAGAUUUAAUAUUGGUAAAGAACUUAUAAGUUCAAGUGAGAUUGAUCGAGCUCGUCUCCAACUGAAGAUCGAAGUAAUAUCUGGCUUUAACGGAGUAUAUGUAUGGUCAAAGAGUCAAAGCCACUUUUAUUUUGCUAUAUACAUAGGAUGAUCUUUCAUAUAUAAGAUCUCAAGAAAGUGUAUGUAGUUAGAAUAUUUUCCAUUACUUUGUCUUUGUUUUCAUGUAGUUGGAUGCUCUCUUUCUAUAUUAUUUAAAUAUCAUUACUUAAACAGAAUAUUAUUAUAAUUUUUGUGUAAGAGUUUAGUUUUUUUUUUUAGUAAACUUAACUAAUUACUAACAAGUCAUACGAGAUCUACAAAAGACAUCAAAUUUAAAUUAAUUUAAUCAGGUCAAACGAAUAUCCCUUUACUAAAAGUAUGAUGGAUGGGACGAUCUUGAUCUUGCACUGUUAUCGCAUGCAUUGUUGGAAUAUGCAGCACUUUCAGAGAGACAGUCAAGUGAUUUGUUAUAACCGCGAGAAACACUUUUGUUUGAUUCAUUUGAAUUGAAAAUCUUUGUGAUUCCACAUAAUUCUUUACUAACGAAUUCGAAUUGAACCCAUAUUACUAUUGUUCCCCCUUACACCAUAACAUUUCCUUUUCAAUCGCCCUCUCUGAUUUUAUAUCAACAUUUCUUGCACACAUUAACACUUUACUCCAUUGAAAGAGUUAAGCUUUUAAAAAACAAAAGAAUGGUACAAAAACUUAAAUAAA